Rosa rugosa (rugosa rose) is the source of this 1907-nucleotide messenger RNA. Its product is annotated as serine/threonine-protein kinase SRK2E. The coding region runs from base 506 to 1618 and encodes 370 amino acids. NCBI's taxonomy places the organism in Eukaryota, Viridiplantae, Streptophyta, Magnoliopsida, Rosales, Rosaceae. Gene Ontology annotation, molecular function: ATP binding; protein serine/threonine kinase activity. The record is from RefSeq and is a predicted model, not a curated record. Gene Ontology annotation, biological process: protein phosphorylation; intracellular signal transduction. The transcript has 9 exons. Gene Ontology annotation, cellular component: nucleus.
UAUCACCCACCAAAAAAAAAAAAAAAAAAAAACUCAGACCUUUCGUGUUGGAGCUUUACACAGAAAAACAGAGCACAAGUACUCGGAGAAAGAGAGAGGGAGAGUGAUAAAGAAGAUGGUUGGGUUCACGAGCUUUAACCUAAGCCCUCUGCAACUAGUCCCCUGAAAAAAAAAAAAAAAACCCAGAAUUUUUUUUUUGAAGAAAAAUUGAAAAAAGCUUGCUUCUUUGAUCCAAAGACCCCAUUUUUGAGGUGGGUGAAGCUUCACGGGGUCGAACCCAUCUCAGUCUCUUUCUUCACCACCCACCCAAAGCUUUUCAUCAAUCCAGUGGUCCGGUUCGCUCCACGUCACCACCGUGUUCGAUCAAUUGGUCAUCAUCACCGUCACUGUCUAUAAUGUAAUAGAGAAAGCUGUCAGAGCAGAGAAGGGACUGAAUUGGGUUUUUGGGAUUUGUUUGUUUUGGGAAAGUUGGGAUCUUUGUUGGUGUAUUUAUAUAUAGUGACGGAUGGAUCGUUCUAUGCUCACAGUUGGGCCGGGUAUGGAUAUGCCGAUCAUGCAUGACAGCGAUCGGUACGAGCUGGUUAAAGAUAUCGGGUCGGGUAAUUUUGGGGUGGCGAGGCUCAUGAGGGACAAGCAGACUGAGGAGCUUGUUGCUGUGAAAUACAUAGAGAGAGGUGAGAAGAUAGAUGAAAAUGUACAAAGGGAAAUUAUAAACCACAGGUCAUUGAGGCAUCCUAACAUUGUCCGAUUCAAAGAGGUAAUAUUGACACCGACUCAUCUGGCUAUUGUGAUGGAAUAUGCAUCUGGAGGAGAGCUCUUUGAGCGGAUAUGCAAUGCAGGGCGGUUCAGUGAGGAUGAGGCACGCUUCUUCUUUCAACAACUUAUAUCAGGCGUCAGUUACUGUCAUGCAAUGCAAGUGUGCCAUCGGGACUUGAAGUUGGAGAACACAUUGUUAGAUGGAAGUCCUGCUCCUCGUUUAAAAAUAUGCGACUUUGGCUAUUCAAAGUCUUCGGUGCUACAUUCCCAACCAAAAUCAACUGUUGGCACCCCUGCAUAUAUUGCUCCCGAAGUGUUACUUAAGAAAGAAUAUGAUGGCAAGAUUGCAGAUGUGUGGUCUUGUGGGGUGACCUUAUAUGUCAUGUUGGUGGGCGCAUACCCAUUUGAGGAUCCUGGGGAGCCUAAGAACUUCCGCAAGACAAUACAUGUAAUUUGUUCCACCUUACAACGUAUAACGAGUGUCCAGUACUCAAUUCCUGACUAUGUUCAUAUAUCUCCAGAGUGCCGUCAUCUGAUCUCAAGAAUUUUUGUGGCUGAGCCGGAGAAGAGGAUAACAAUUCCUGAAAUUAGGAACCAUGAGUGGUUUCUAAAAAACCUUCCAGCAGAUCUCAUGGUUGAAAACACGAUGAACAGCCAGUUUGAAGAGCCUGAUCAACCCAUGCAAAGCAUAGAUGAGAUCAUGCAGAUAAUUGCUGAGGCUACAAUACCGGCGGCUGGGACCAAUAAUCUCAACCAGUAUCUUGCUGGCAGCCUGGACAUCGACAACAUGGAGGAGGAUCUUGAUACAGAUCCUGACGACCUUGACAUUGACAGCAGCGGGGAAAUAGUCUAUGCAAUUUGAUAUUAUUUUCAGUCACAAGGCUGCAGAUAUGGGAUUGGACUAAGGGGCUUUUAACCUUCCGUGGCUGCGGAGGGUUGUCUGGUUGAAGUUUUCUCUCGGUUUUUAGAGUCCGUCCUCCUGGCUUGUGUUUCUGUUCUUCUCAUCUUCUUUUUUUCAGUGACAUGCAUCUGUUCACCUGUAAUGUUUUGUUCUGCCACUGGUUAUGUAAUGUUUAUGUACUUGUCACAAGAAAUGUAACAGGUGGUACCUACUGUUGCUGAAAUUGUAUCAUUGCCUGACCCUUUCUGUA